Enhydra lutris kenyoni (northern sea otter) is the source of this 693-nucleotide messenger RNA. RefSeq names its product keratin-associated protein 4-6-like. Bases 1 to 693 code for a protein of 230 amino acids. NCBI's taxonomy places the organism in Eukaryota, Metazoa, Chordata, Mammalia, Carnivora, Mustelidae. Gene Ontology annotation, cellular component: keratin filament. The record is from RefSeq and is a predicted model, not a curated record. The transcript has a single exon.
AUGGUCAACUCCUGUUGUGGCUCCGUCUGCUCAAAGAGCUCAGGCCAGGAGACCUGCUGCCACCCCAGCUGCUGCCAGACCACCUGCUGCCGCCCCAGCUGCUGUGUGUCCAGCUGCUGCCAGCCCUCCUGCUGUGGUUCCAGCUGCUGUGGCUCCAGCUGCUGCAGGCCUAGCUGCUGCAUCUCUAGCUGCUGCCGCCCCACCUGCUGCCAGACCACCUGCUGCCGCCCCACCUGCUAUGUGUCCAGCUGCUGCCAGCCCUCCUGCUGUGGUUCCAGCUGCUGUCACUCCAGCUGCUGCAGGCCUAGCUGCUGCAUUUCCAGCUGCUGCCGCCCCUCCUGCUGUGGAUCCAACUGCGGUGGCUCCAGCUGCUGUGGCACUAGCUGCUGCCUCCCCUCCUCCUGUGGCUCCAGCUGCUGUAGGCCUAGCUGCUGCAUUUCCAGCUGCUGCCGCCCCUCCUGCUGUGGAUCCAACUGCGGUGGCUCCAGCUGCUGUGGCACUAGCUGCUGCCUCCCCUCCUCCUGUGGCUCCAGCUGCUGUGGCUCCAGCUGCUGCCGCCCCUCCUGCUGCUGCCCCUCCUGCUGCCUGCGCCCAGUCUGUGGCCAGGUCUCCGGCCACACCACCUGCUAUCGCCCCACCUGUGUCAUCUCCACCUGCCCCCGCCCCAUGUGCUGUGCCUCCUCUUGCUGUUGA